AUGUUGUCUUGUGCAGACUGGAGUCCUCCGUACAGCUGGUGUCCACUGUCGGGCCCAGGUUUCGAGUCGAGACGUCGACGUGCAAAGACCCCCAACGAGACUGCCACGCCACACCCCUGGCCGCGUCCAAGACGUUCAACCAGACCCAUCUCGAGACUCGCCAUGGAUCGCAUCAAGGAUAAAUUGAACGCCCUCUCGUCCAAAGCCGAUUCCCUUGAGAAGGAGAACGACUCGCUAAGGGCAGAGGUGCGACAGCUCAACCAAGAUCUGGCAGCCAAAGUCGCCCUGAUUGAGACCCUACACGCAAAGGUCCAGGCGGCCGAGAGGGCGCUCGACGCCGCAGACGACGCAGCCGAGGAGGUCAAAAGGCUCGUUGCCAAGCUGAACAUGCUGGAAAUCGAGGCCGACAACUCCGAGCGGCAGAUCAAGGCCAUCGAGGCAGAGAGAGACAGUUGGGAGAAAAAGUACGAGGAGCAAAGUCAAAAGCAUCUGGCCACGCGCAAAGAACUCGAUGAGCUUGCUCUCCAUCUCGAAAACUUGUGA
Ustilaginoidea virens is the source of this 543-nucleotide messenger RNA. RefSeq lists its product as uncharacterized. The transcript has 3 exons. The record is from RefSeq and is a predicted model, not a curated record. Bases 1 to 543 code for a protein of 180 amino acids. NCBI's taxonomy places the organism in Eukaryota, Fungi, Ascomycota, Sordariomycetes, Hypocreales, Clavicipitaceae.